Molecule: messenger RNA, 899 nt
Organism: Erpetoichthys calabaricus (reedfish)
Lineage: Eukaryota; Metazoa; Chordata; Cladistia; Polypteriformes; Polypteridae
Gene: timm29
Product: translocase of inner mitochondrial membrane 29
Exons: 2
Coding region: 38-769 (243 amino acids)
Biological process (GO): protein insertion into mitochondrial inner membrane
Cellular component (GO): TIM22 mitochondrial import inner membrane insertion complex
Source: RefSeq, a predicted model, not a curated record
UGUGCAGCGGAAGCGUUUCUUUCCAUUGCGCCGAAACAUGGCUGCCCUUCGAGCGUGCCGGAGGUGGUGGUGUUCAGCGUCGUCUUCAGUUAGCUCUUCUCCAGUCAGCCGGUGGGAGAAGGUGCGAAACAGCAAGAUCAGUGUUUGGUGCAGGAGUCUACUCAACGACUAUAAGGAGGCCUGUCGAGACAUCGUCGGCGGAGCUCGAGAGAAGCCAGGAAAGGCCACCUUCUACAUCGCCUUGCUGGGGUCAGCUGGUGUCUGCGGCCACCUGAACCCAACCAAGGAUUCUUUUGAGUGCAGCUUUCUAGAGGCUUCAAACAAACUGUUGCUUCUGUCUCCUUGGGUAAGGAGUGGGGUCUCGAAUGAACACGUGCAGAAGCUGGCGAAGGUCCAAAACCAAGGCAGACUGCGCUACCUGAGCUUAGUGCUGGCGUCUGUGGUCUACGAGGCCCCAUUUGACCGAGACAGCAUGAUUUAUGAGGCACAGUGCCCUCAUCUCAAACCACGCUGGCUCCAGUUUCCUGAAAGAAUCCUGGACGUGGGAUUUGUCGGAAAGUGGUGGGUCUUGCGGUCCAAAAUGUUUGACUUUGAUAUCAAUGAUGAUGAAUUUAAGCAUCUGCCACAACACAUGCAGACAUUAUCCUCUGGGCAGUUGCACUCGGAAGAAAAUGAGAAGCUUUACUUGGAGAAAUUCAAAACUGUGAUUUUAACAGAGCGAGACAUUCAAGAAGCUGAACUGCAGAAAUCCAGUGGACAACAGUUAUGAAAGGUCUAUUUAAUGAAGUGGGGUCACGUCAAGGUACCCGUCUGUGGCAUUCUGGUGAUUAAACGAACACUUCCUGCAAGAUUGUCAAGGCUCAUUUUUUUGGGUUUCAUUAAAGUUAUUUUUUUAAUUA